AUCACCAUUUACUUCCCUAAAAACACAUUCCCAUCCGAGCGAAGAAAAGAUGUUCCGUCGUGUUCGCGACGCGUCGCCAGAACGAAGGAUGCGAUGGAGCUGUCAGUCGGUACACUGAUCGCACCUUCCUAUCUUAGCUAAACGACGCCGAGCGCCCGCCCGUCAGCGUUGGUUAUUGGCCGGAUGUGUCGUCGGAGUUCGGAAUAUGGCUAGUUCAACAUGCCAGAUAGCAGGCAGCAAGGAUCUCAAGACGACAGCCCUGACGCGGCGUUGCACUUCAAGACGAAAGUCGCUGACGAAGCCUCUAUAUUAAAAUAUUGCAUGCUCAACGUGAUUCAUCCUAUAUCUUCACCGCGAUGGCUUGAUUGCCUGACCUCGUAGAGUGACCAACAUAACAUUUCCAACCAGAUUUUCUGUGCUUUUUAAACUUGCCCUGUGGCGAACAAUCGACAGGAACUCGAUAGGGUUCUUCAAUACGAGGUUCGCCCUGUGGCCACAGCGAAAUUAACUUCAGCCAAAGGCUUUGAUUUCAGGGGACCAAGAUGCCGUUCACUACUGGAGAGGGGAGCUUGCUCCAGAUGAACCAGGGCAACUUCGACUUCAACGUACAGUUUGAGCAGCUGUUCUUCUCUAUCAUCCCGUCCGUCCUAUUCAUCGUGACAUCGUUAUGGCGGACGGUUUCCCAAGCUCGGAAGCCCACUGUGGUCAAUGCUCCAGUUUUCCAGUUGAUAAAAUUGGGCGCUAUUACAACCUAUGUCGGGCUUGAACUUUCACUCCUCAUCUUGGUUGCCGUUGGAUCCUUCCAUGUGACUAGCAUGUUUAUAGCCUCCUCGGUUCUCAAACUCGUGUCAGCCCUAUUUAUGAUUACGCUGAGUCUCGUUGAUCAUAGCAAGAGCCCACGGCCGUCCGUGCUAUUGAAUAGCUACUUGUUCUUGACUCUUCUCCUGGACGCAACCCAAGCGAGGACACUGUUCCUGUCAUCGGGUGACAAGCCCGAGCUCACCUAUAGUAGCAUAUUCAGUGCUGCUAUAGCUCUGAAGGUGGGAAUAUUGGUCCUGGAAGCCCAACGAAAGGCCAAGUGGGUAAGCUGGGAUGAAAAGGAGCACAGUCCGGAAGAGACAAGCGGAAUUUUCUCUCUUGGGGUCUUCUUUUGGCUCAAUAGGAUCUUCCUCGAAGGAUACAGCAAAAUUUUGGCCCUAAAGGACCUUUACCCGCUGGAUAGUACUUUGAGCAGCCAAUAUCUCCACGAGUUGUACUCCAGGAACGUGGAUUACUCCAAGAUGAAGGGCGACAAAUAUGGUCUUGUCAAGGUGCUAAUACGCACACUGAAAGUCCCGAUCCUACUUCCUAUACCUCCACGCAUGGCACUUCUGGGGUUCACGUUUUGUCAACCGUUCUUCCUUGAGAAGCUACUAGACCAUCUAUCCAAGCCGGAGGUCGAGGCAAACGUUGGAUAUGGCUUCAUUGGCGCCAGUAUACUGAUCUACUCGGGAAUUGCCAUUUCCACGGCUCUCUGCUGGUACUUUCACCACAGAAUGCUAGCUAUGUUAAGGUCAAUACUGGUUACUGAGAUCUUUAUCAAAGCUACAGAAGCUCGUAUCGGAACCGGCGAUGAUAGUGCUGCGCUGACAUUAAUGAGCACAGACAUAGAAAGGAUCAACAUGGGCUUUCGGGCAAUGCACGAUGUCUGGGCAAGCAUUAUACAGGUUGCUCUGGCUGGAUGGAUGUUGUACAACCAACUUGGAGUUGUCUUCAUCGCACCUAUAGGAGUUGUUAUACUCUGCUUCGUCGGGUUGGCGAUUCUCAUGAAGUUUAUAGGGGACACGCAGAGACUCUGGAUGGCAGGAGUCCAAAAGCGCGUCGGUUUGACCGCUACAGUCAUCGGUAAUAUGAAGAACCUAAAAAUAUCCGGCCUCGCUGGUGCCAUCGGUGACUUCGUGCAGAAUCUCCGUGUGGAGGAGCUGGCAGCUGGGGCCCGAUUUCGCAAAAUAGGCAUUAUUGCGGCGCUCUUUGGGUUUAUUCCGAUGAUGAUCAGUCCACCGCUAACAUUUGCAUUCGCUCAACGAACACUGGAUGCCACGAGGAUGUUCACGAGUUUGUCUUAUCUUUUGCUUUUAACGGUUCCGCUAUCUCAGAUCUUUCAAACUAUCCCUCAGCUCAUCUCUGGUUUCGCCUGCUUGGGCCGAAUUCAAGCCUUUGUAGAGUGCGAGACGCGCAACGACUUUCGCGAAGUUCUGGCUGAUAUGAGACGGAAUUCAGAGAAACCCCAGGCAGUUGCGAUGGCUUCGGUUGAUUCAGAACCCGACCUAUCAUAUCCUAUUGUUAUAAAGAACGGAAUGUUUGGCUGGGAAGAGGACAAGUUCGCCUUGCGAAACAUAAAUACUCGAGUAGCAAAAUCAUCGCUUACAAUUGUCGUUGGACCAGUUGGGUCGGGAAAAUCUACGCUUUGCAAGGCACUGCUUGGAGAGAUUCCAUUCAGCAAAGGUAGCGUGGUGUUGAGCACUAGAUUCCCCCACGUUGGAUUUUGUGACCAAACGGCAUUCCUCUCAAACAAGACAAUCAGGGACAACAUUAUUGGGUUCUCUCCGUUUGAUAAUGAGAGAUAUUCUGAAGUCAUCGAGGCUACGGCUCUGGGUUUUGACUUCGACACACUCCCACAGGGCGACAGAACGAAUGUCGGGUCUGAUGGGAUUACAUUAUCCGGGGGACAGAAACAGCGCAUUUCGCUCGCGCGAGCUCUGUAUUUGCACUCAGAUCUGCUUGUUCUAGAUGAUAUUUUCAGUGGCUUGGAUGCAGAUACCGAGGAACAGGUCUUCCGCCUAGUCUUCGGACCAGAUGGACUUCUCAGACGGCGACGAUCUACUGUUGUGCUGUGCACUCACAGCAUCCGACACUUACCAGCGGCGGAUUACAUCAUAGCUCUUGGAGACGGCAGCGUUGUCGAGCAAGGUAACUUCGAAACGUUAAUGGCCCGUCCAGGAUAUGUGCAUAGUCUGGGGUUGAAAAGCUCUUCGGACAGCGAUGCUUCGUCGGAGAAAUCGGUAUUGAAAAAAGAGACGAAGCAGCAACUGCUCCACACAACGACAACCAACACAUCAUCGCUUGCGGCGGACGCAGAUGGAUCACGGCAAGUUGGCGAUAAGACGGUAUACAAGCAUUAUUUUAAAAGCAUGGGGUUGCUCCUAGCUGCAUCCUGUUUUUUGUUUGGUCUUUUCUGGGGUUUCUUCACAAACUUUCCAACAAUUUGGCUCAAAUUUUGGUCUGAGGACGUCUACUCGGAACACCCGGCUCAUACUUAUUCCUACUAUGCCGGACUAUAUGCGAUGUUUCAAAUAUGUGGCUUGCUAUCGCUGCUGCUUCUCGGCGUCGCUAUCAUAAUAGUUUCUGUGCAGAGAGCGGGCGCAAAUCUCCACCAAGAUGCCUUGCGCACACUUAUUAAAGCACCACUGAGCUUCUUCACUGGAACGGAUACUGGUGUCGUCACGAAUCUAUUUUCGCAAGAUCUGAAUCUUAUAGACACAGAGCUGCCAAAUGGAUUGCUGAACACUUUGUUUUCCAUUUUCAGCGCACUUGGACAAGCGGCUGUAAUGCUCACUUCGUCUCCGUAUAUGGCCAUAAGCUACCCAUUCCUCGGCGUCCUACUGUAUAUCGUGCAGCGAUUCUACCUGCGAACCUCCCGGCAGCUGAGGUUGUUAGACCUUGAGGCAAAAAGCCCCUUGUACACGCAUUUUAUUGAUACGGUAAAGGGGAUUACAACCCUGAGAGCUUUUGGAUUUCUCCCCGACGACCUCCAAAAGAACGCUGCUCUGAUUAAUUCCAGCCAAAGGCCCGCAUAUCUCCUCGUGAUGAUCCAACAGUGGCUAAACCUUGUUCUCGACCUCGUCGUCAUGGUGAUGGCCGCGAUCCUGACCACUCUUGCCGUUCAGCUACCAUCAUCCAACUCCGGUUUCACUGGUGCUUCGCUCGUCACGCUCAUGAGCUUUGGCGAAAAUCUUUCGGGCUUCGUCAUAUUCUAUACCAGGCUAGAAACGUCCAUCGGUGCCAUUGCUAGACUCAAGACAUUCAAUGAAACAGUGAAGCCAGAAGACAGAGACGAUGAGGAUAUCGUCCCACCAGAGCAGUGGCCGCAGCGCGGUGUGAUUGAGCUGAAUGACGUAUCCGCUCAUUACUCCACUGAUAUCACAUCCUCUCCCGCCCUCCGUAACAUAACUCUCACCAUACCCGCCGGUUCUAAAGUCGCCAUCUGCGGCCGCACAGGCAGUGGAAAAUCCAGCCUUCUUGCCUUCCUGCUCAAGCUACUCGACCCCCUCCCAUCUUCCCCAGGUACCGCAUUUAUCGACUCCACGCCGUUACACCUCGUCUCUCGCCCCGCACUUCGCACGCGUAUAAUCGCCGUGCCCCAGGACGCCGUCUUCCUACCGGAUGGGUCGACAUUCAAAGCGAACCUGGACCCUGUCGGCGUCUCUACAGCAGCAGAUUGCCAAGCUGUCCUUGUGGCUGUGGAGCUUUGGCCGUUCGUUUUGGAGCGAGGUGGACUCGAUGCGGGUAUGAGCGCGGGGACGAUGAGUGCAGGGCAGAGACAGUUGAUGUCACUUGGACGAGCAUUGCUACGGCGGCGGGUGCGGGCACGGAAUCUGGGGAUGGGGUCCGAUGGUUCGGAGGGAGGAGUAUUGUUACUGGAUGAGGUGAGCUCGAGUGUAGACCACGAGACGGAGAGAGUGAUGCUAGAUGUUAUCAAGGCGGAGUUCAAGGACUACACUGUUGUGGCGGUCAGCCAUCGGCUGGAGAUGGUUAUGGAUUUCGAUACGGUUGUUGUGAUGGAUACUGGGGAGAUUGUGGAGGUUGGGGAACCGAGAGCUUUGGCUGGACAGGAUGGGAGUAGAUUCGGGGAGCUGGUGAAGGCAGGUGGGAUGUAAGUGGGGUAUAUGAUAUUCUAAUAAAUAGUUCGGGGGUAUAGGGGUAAUACUGCCGAGUUAGCUUCUGAUUACAUAUUGGUUAUUUUAUAAGCCCACCAUACCAAAGUAUAAUUCCGCA
Messenger RNA from Pseudogymnoascus verrucosus, 5034 nucleotides. RefSeq lists its product as uncharacterized. Lineage: Eukaryota; Fungi; Ascomycota; Leotiomycetes; Thelebolales; Thelebolaceae. The transcript is spliced from 8 exons. Gene Ontology annotation, biological process: transmembrane transport. Gene Ontology annotation, cellular component: membrane. Bases 543 to 4916 code for a protein of 1457 amino acids. Gene Ontology annotation, molecular function: ATP binding; ATP hydrolysis activity; ABC-type transporter activity. The record is from RefSeq and is a predicted model, not a curated record.